Paramisgurnus dabryanus is the source of this 863-nucleotide messenger RNA. RefSeq names its product eukaryotic translation initiation factor 3, subunit K (gene eif3k). NCBI's taxonomy places the organism in Eukaryota, Metazoa, Chordata, Actinopteri, Cypriniformes, Cobitidae. Gene Ontology annotation, molecular function: translation initiation factor activity; ribosome binding. The record is from RefSeq and is a predicted model, not a curated record. Gene Ontology annotation, cellular component: eukaryotic translation initiation factor 3 complex; cytoplasm. Gene Ontology annotation, biological process: regulation of translational initiation.
UCACCGUUUACGUCAGAUCCUCGCCGCCUGCACGCGCCGCUGCUGUGCUGCUUUGGGUCCAUACGACGGAAAAAUUAAACAAAACAAUACAGAAAUAACCUAUUAAUAAUAAUAAGAAGAAAAAACUCGGAUCUGCAAUCAUGGCUACGACGUUUGAGCAGAUGAGAGCCAACGUGGGCAAACUUUUGCGGGGAAUCGACAGGUAUAACCCGGAGAAUCUGGCCACACUGGAGCGAUACGUGGACACACAGGCACGUGAAAACGCUUACGACCUCGAGGCAAACCUGGCUGUCCUCAAAUUGUAUCAGUUCAACCCAGCAUACUUCCAGACUACAGUCACAGCACAGAUCCUGCUCAAAGCCCUCACUAACCUGCCUCAUACAGACUUUACACUGUGCAAGUGCAUGAUCGACCAGACCCAUCAGCAAGAGGAACGGCCGAUAAGACAGAUCCUGUAUCUGGGCAAUCUGCUGGAGACGUGUCACUUCCAGAGCUUCUGGGCCAGUCUGGAGGAGAACAGAGAUUUGAUUGAUGGAAUCACAGGGUUUGAAGAGUCGGUGAGGAAGUUUAUCUGUCACGUUGUGGGAAUCACAUAUCAGAACAUUGAGUAUCGCCUUCUGGGUGAGAUGUUGGGAGACCCUCUGGACACACAGGUGAAGGUUUGGAUGAAUAAAUACGGCUGGACGGAGAAUGAGGAUGGACAGAUAUUCAUUCAUAACCAGGAGGAAAGUGUCAAGCCCAAGAAUAUAGUGGAGAAGAUCGACUUUGAGAGUGUUUCCAGCAUCAUGGCUACAUCACAGUAACACAAAUGUCAGUAGCCUGAUUUGAUUGAAUUUUGCAAUAAAGUAAUUUUAUUAAAGACA